Protobothrops mucrosquamatus (brown spotted pit viper) is the source of this 2445-nucleotide messenger RNA. RefSeq names its product zinc finger protein 345-like. Gene Ontology annotation, biological process: regulation of transcription by RNA polymerase II. The record is from RefSeq and is a predicted model, not a curated record. Gene Ontology annotation, molecular function: DNA-binding transcription factor activity, RNA polymerase II-specific; RNA polymerase II cis-regulatory region sequence-specific DNA binding. Lineage: Eukaryota; Metazoa; Chordata; Lepidosauria; Squamata; Viperidae. The transcript has 5 exons. Bases 1 to 2445 code for a protein of 814 amino acids.
AUGGCGAUGGAGGAGGGAGCCCUGUUGGAUUUGGGCCCCGCGAUCCAGGCCAGGCCAAAGCCAGAGGUGACCUUGGACGUGGAAACGGAGGAGCAGGGAGAAGAGACAGACGUGCCCGCCGAGGAGGAGAUGGCAGGAUGGGAAGAGACCUCAGAUUCCAGGGCAGGAGCGAAGGGCAGGGAACGCGCUGGGGCCUCCCAGACUGGAAGCACCAGGGCUUUUCUGAUAAGGUCUCCAAGAGACUUGAUUAAAGAAGAGUUGGACCUGGAGGGCUUUCCCCUUUCUGAGGACACUCAGUGGAAAGACUUCCUUAAGACGGUGGUGACUCCUGGACUUGGGUGCUCAAGCCUACAAGAGCUGAGCUCGUCUCUCCAGGCCUCUUCAGCAAUACUUCCGGCCUCUGGGCAGAUGAAGGCCAGAGACACCCGGCGCUUCACAGAAGAACGGGCGACCCAAACCCAGCCCGAUUUCGGCGGGGAAUCCCAAGGGCCCCACCGAGACCUGAAAUCCUCCGAGCCGUUGAAAGAAUGGUUUCCGGAGGCAGAGACUGUCGUCCUGGAGAUUCAGCGCCAGCACUUCCGCCAGUUCCUCUACCAGGAGGCUAGGGGUCCCCGUGAGGCCUGCAGCCGCCUCUGGUUCCUCUGCUGCCGGUGGCUGAAGCCGGAGAGGCACACCAAGGAGCAGAUCCUGGAGCUGCUGGUCCUGGAGCAGUUCCUGACCAUCCUGCCCCCGGAGAUCCAGAGUUGGGUGGUGGAGGGUUGCCCCCAAACCUGUGCCCAGGCAGUGGCUCUGGCCGAGGGCUUCCAGCAGAAGGAAUGGGUACGUGAGAUGCUGGGUGAGCAGGUGUCAAAGAAAGAGCCAGCCCUGAAUUUUUCUGGGUCCAAGCAGGAGUCCUUGGCUUGUCAACAGGGAGAUGACAAUGGACUUUCCCCCAUCCAAGGUGAAUCCUUGAGGAGCGCCAAUAAAGCCACCGAUCCACCAGAAGUUUCAGGAGAAGGCACCAAUGGAAUAGUGAAAGGGAACUUGGGCGCGAAGGAUUCCCAGAGCGGUGAUCUGCAAGACGUUCCCAGAAUUUGGAAGGGAUUUGAAGGAGAGCAUUCUCCAGAGAAGAACAUCGGGAAGGCCAUUCUUGGUGAGGGCGCUGAGAUUGUCGGAGAAAACACAGAUCUGAAGAGAAUCCAUCAAGUGAAGAGCGAGGCUGCCGGAGUAGCUGACCGUAACUCAGAUAUCAUUGAAUUUCAGGUGACCCACACAGGGAACAUGCCUUAUAAAUGUCCGGAUUGCGGGAAGAGUUUUAAUUACAGCACCAGUCUGGUUAGACACCAGAGAAUCCACACCGGAGAAAAACCGUACAAAUGUCUGGAUUGCGGCAAAUGUUUCUGCCAGAGCUCGGGCCUCACAAUUCACCAGAGAAUCCACGCCGGGGAGAAGGCCUACCAGUGCCUGGAUUGCGGGAAAAAUUUCCGGGUGAAGUCGCACUUGAUUAGGCACUCCAUCAUCCACAAGGGGGAGAAGCCGUACAAGUGUCCGGAAUGCGGCGUCAGCUUCUGCGAACGAUCGGAGCUUCGAAUCCACCAGAGGAUCCACACGGGAGAAAAACCCUACCACUGUGCCGACUGCGGGAAAAACUUUUGCCGGAAGGCGGAUCUGACGCUCCACCAGAGGAUCCACACCGGGGAGAUGCCUUACACAUGCUUGGAAUGUGGGAAAGGGUUUCGCUGGAGCUCCAACCUAAUCACGCACCAGAAAACCCACACCGGUGUGAAGCCGUUUGAGUGCGCCGAGUGCGGGAAGAGCUACUACUCUAACAUGAGUCUCAUUCGGCACCAGCGGGUCCACACCGGGGGCACCCCGUAUAUCUGUUCGGACUGCGGGAAAAGUUUCUGCGACAGCACCAGUCUCACCAGGCACCAGAAGAUCCACACGGGGGAAAAACCGUACGUCUGCCUGGAUUGCGGGAAAAGCUUCAACCAAUCAUCACACCUCAUCCGGCACCAACGGAUCCACACCGGAGAGAAUCUGUUUAAGUGCCCGGAAUGUGGCAAAAACUUCUGUGUGACUUCGGACCUCGCUGCGCACGUGCGAAUCCACACCGGCCACAAACCCUACAAAUGCCUGGACUGUGGGAAGAGUUUCACCCAGAAGCAGCACCUGACCAGCCACCGGCGGACUCACACGGGCGAAAAACCCUACGUGUGCGCGCACUGCGGCAAAGGCUUCAGUGUGAGCUCCAACCUCAACACCCACGAGCGGACCCACACGGGAGUCAGGCCCUUUCAGUGCUCCGAAUGUGGGAAACGCUUCAAACAAAAAUCACAUCUCACCGUCCACCAGAGACACCACACAGGGGAGAGGCCUUAUUCAUGUGUUGAUUGUGGGAAAGGUUUCGGAUCCAGCUCAAAUCUUGUGGCCCACAUGUGGACCCACGUUGGAGACAAAGUUUAG